GGCACGAGCAAGUUCCACAUGCGGCUGCGAGGCUCUCAUUCAAACUGAGACGUUUCCGGAUUUUGAGUUAUUUCCACAUCGAGUCAGAUAUUCGCAAAUAGCUGUUAACCUAACUGUUAGUCACUUUAUUUUUUUAACGUAAGGCAGCUUUUUUGACGGAGAUCGAUUUUCAUAUUAGUUCGAUUUUUUUUUCAUUAUCCCGCGCGCGCUAUCGUAACUGUCCGUGCGCGCGCUAAUUAGCUUACCGGCUAGCAAGCACAAUUCUUAACGGGACUGACAACUUCAACGUGUGGAUGUACCCCUGCUCAUCUGCAGUGACAUUUGCACAAUGGCAGUCUUUUCAAUCAGUUUAAUAUCUCAGCUCCAAAGCAACAGCAACAUAUCUAGUAUAAUUACAGGAUAGCAAUAAGCCCACACCAUACCUCUGUUUACCUUAAUUGUUUUCUGGUCAGUACCAGCUAAACGCAUUACAAGUUUGCACUGCUAAAUCUAAAAGAAAUCCUGUUUAAAACAGGCGGGCCUAAAGAAGUUAAUUAUUUAUUUUUACCGUUUACCUCUUUGUUUUACUGGCUGCUGUUUAAUAAGUAGCGUUAUAUAAGUAGCUAUUUUGACAAGCAUUCAUUCCCUUUAAGAUUGUGAAGCAAUUCCUCUUUAGUCUACAAUCAUGGUUUCAACAACUGCAACUGCAAUAAUACUGGCCAGCACAGUGGGGCUGGUGACCCAGACUGUCCCGGGUCCUCUGACAGAGUACAUGUGGCUGCUGAUUGUUGGCUUCAUCAUCGCCUUCAUCUUAGCCUUUUCUGUGGGUGCCAAUGAUGUCGCCAACUCAUUUGGCACGGCCGUGGGCUCUGGGGUGGUCACCUUGCGACAGGCAUGCAUUCUGGCAACAAUCUUUGAGACGCUGGGCUCUGUGCUCCUCGGGGCCAAUGUGAGCGAAACCAUCCGCAAAGGUAUCAUCGACCCGGGGAUGUACAAUGGCUCUGCACACGUGUUGAUGGCUGGAUCCAUCAGUGCCAUGUUUGGUUCUGCUGUGUGGCAGCUGGCAGCCUCCUUCCUUAAGCUCCCCAUCUCUGGAACACACUGCAUUGUUGGUGCUACUAUCGGAUUCUCGCUGGUUGCCAGAGGCCAGGAGGGAGUCAGGUGGUUUAAACUUGUCAGUAUCGUGGCUUCCUGGUUCCUGAGUCCCCUUUUGUCUGGAAUAAUGUCAGGCAUUGUUUUCUACUUUGUGCGCAUGUUCAUCUUACAGAAGAAAGACCCUGUACCUAAUGGACUGAAGGCCCUGCCUGUCUUCUACGCCGUGACUAUGGGGAUCAACCUGUUCUCCAUCAUGUACACUGGAGCUCCGAUGCUGGGAUUUAACAAGAUCCCGUGGUGGGGCAGCCUGCUCAUCUCGUUUGGUUUAUCUGUGCUGACUGCCAUUGUGGUCUGGUUUAUUGUCUGCCCUCGCCUCAAGAAGAAGAUUGAACGAGAUACAAAGUCUUCUAGCCCCUCUGAGAGCCCCCUGAUGGAGAAGAGGGAGCUGAGAGAGGCUCACUGUCCAAUCCUGAAACAGACUGCCAAGGAGACAUCUACGCCUACCACCCCAGCUGUCAAUCAGAGCCCCUCUGCUCAGCCCCAGGCUGCCCCUGAGGAGCGCAGGGUGGCGUUUGACAUUGGAGAUUCUGACGAGGUUGACAGUAAUAAGGAACGCAAGGUGGCAUUUGACAUCGGAGAUUCUGAUGACACGGACUACAGCAAUGCAAAUGGUGCCCUUAAACAGGUUCAGUCAAACAGCCAGGCCAACAACCAGCAAGUCAGCAAUGGCUCUACAAAUUCGGCCAACCAGGUUCAGUUCAACAACCACGUUCAGUUCAACAACAGACCAGCGCAGAUCCCAAGUAACGGUUACAGUCAGUACCACACAGUCCACAAGGACUCUGGCCUCUACAAGGACCUACUGCACAAACUCCACCUGGCCAAGGUAGGCGACUGCAUGGGUGAGGGGGGCGACCGACCUAUCCGACGCAACAACAGCUACACCUCCUACACCAUGGCCAUCAUCGGCAUGCACCAAGACUUCAAGCAUAAGGAAGGAGAGCACCGCGCCAACGAGGAUGGCGACAAGGGCACGGGGACAGGGGGUCAGGAGAGGAAGCGCGUGCGUAUGGACAGUUACACCAGCUACUGCAACGCUGUGGCGGAGCACACAACUCCAGAAGGUCUGGGAGAGGGGGAUGUGACCCUAGAAAUGGGGAAGGAGGAUGCAGGUAGCAGCCAAAGCUCUCUGGACGACGAUGGGCUUGAAGCAGACAAGCCAGAGGUGUCGACCCUGUUCCAGUUCCUCCAAAUUCUCACCGCCUGCUUCGGAUCCUUCGCCCAUGGAGGGAACGACGUUAGUAACGCCAUCGGACCACUGGUAGCUCUCUGGAUGGUUUACACAAGCAGCAGUGUGAUCUCAGAUGAACCCAUUCCCAUUUGGCUGCUGCUGUACGGUGGUGUAGGCAUCUGCGCCGGUCUCUGGGUGUGGGGUCGCAGAGUGAUCCAGACUAUGGGCAAGGAUCUCACCCCCAUCACUCCCUCAAGUGGUUUCAGCAUCGAACUGGCCUCAGCCGUGACUGUCGUGGUAGCCUCUAACAUUGGCCUGCCUGUCUCCACCACCCACUGCAAGGUGGGCUCUGUGGUUGCAGUCGGAUGGCUGCGCUCAAGAAAGGCAGUAGACUGGCGUCUUUUCAGAAACAUCUUCAUGGCGUGGUUCGUGACUGUGCCCAUCUCCGGUCUGAUCAGUGCCGCCAUCAUGGCCAUCUUCAUCUACGGCAUCCUUUGAGCGUUCAGCUGGACCCCGAGCCGGGGGAGGAGAAAGAAACCGCUCCAGUGCGUACCAGGAGAGAAGAGGCAAAGUUGGAAGGCCAAAAUAUAUCGCUUACCUCAAGCCAACAACUCUGGAAGAAAAAGGAAAAAAAAUAGAAAUGUUUGAAAGGACUUGUGAUAUGGGCCUGUGGUUCUUGGCUGCAUCAUUUUUGACCUAGAAUUUGCUGUUUGUUCCAUUUGGGCCACAUAACUUCCAGUGGGAAGCUUGCAUUUCUUUGUUCUGACUUGCUUUUUCAUAUCUCAUCAUUCUGUAACGAGUUAAUCGAAAAGCAUCAACUGAUUUUUUUCUAAUACUCAUUCUUCCAUAUUUUUUUUUUUUUUUACUUUGCAAUUAUGUAUAUACGACCAUGUUCUGUUUUUAAUUUUGUUUUACACAUUAGAAAGAAAUGAACAAUCGAAAUGCAGUAUAAGCCUUUUGCAAAUGUAACUCCAGUAUAACACGUGCUGAACGUAACGUAGAUGCAAAAGCAGUAUUUUUAGGUGGAAAAACAAGUUUAUUUGUGUGUAUGUGCAUAUUUUUCCCCCAAGCAAAUGUUAUAUCAAUGAAUUGAUGUUUUGCAUCUGGCUUUCUUGUUACCCCUAAAGUGUGAGAUAUUGCCUCCUCUUGUUAAAGAACAAAAUUGACUGACUAUAAAAUCAGAGAGGUUGGCGACCGUGUUUUCUACCAUACUUGUGCAAUCACAUUCACUUCACUACAGUGUUUGUCUUUGACACACAACUAUCUGAAUAAUGUACUAUGGUAGAAGCACUAAUCUUACACACUGGAUGACCCCUUGCAGAAUGAUAUGUAAAAUACUGUAUCAAUAGCAUUGAAAGUCAGCACACCUCUGGCAGGGAAAUGACGAGGUUCUUCCAUCAGAAUCUCCUGAGGCUCUACAUUCAGCGCAGAAAUAACUGCCUGAACUUAUUAGUUACUUGAAUUUGAGAAAUGUAACGGCAGAAUGUCAACGAGCACAAACUCAUGCUCCAAACAUGACCUUAAGUCUCCUGUUAAAACUUGAUUGCAUCAUCUGUGAUGGUUAAAUGCUUUAGGCCUCCUUCAGCGUUGUUUUUCUAGUUCACCUUGUAUCAGCUACUUCCCAGUAUGUUUUUCAUGUGGAACGUGCACCUGCCUAGACAUUUGGGUUACUGUAGCUUUCCUCUUUCUGUAUCUGCCUGUGUAGGUCAUAAAAGAGGACGAACGGGAACCCAAAAGUGGAAAUUAAUCUUAACCGGGUGGUUUGGUGUUGAGCUGAUCUGGUCUCUCUUUCUGAAUGAGGGCGGACAUACGUUGCAUGCCACCAGUGUGUGGUCAUUUGGCUGCAGUACUUUAAUGCAUAUCAGAUCUAUAGAUGCUGUAGUUGCCUUAAUUGUUUUGAUUUUCCCUUAGGUACCAAAGAAAAGUUUUGUUUUGUUUUUUUAAUGCACAUCAACAUACUCUAGUCCACAUUUGUGGAUGACAAAAAAAAACAAAUAAAAAUGGGAAAAUA
Epinephelus fuscoguttatus (brown-marbled grouper) is the source of this 4316-nucleotide messenger RNA. It is a transcript of the gene slc20a1b, whose product is annotated as solute carrier family 20 member 1b. The coding region runs from base 665 to 2803 and encodes 712 amino acids. The record is from RefSeq and is a predicted model, not a curated record. The transcript has 11 exons. Gene Ontology annotation, cellular component: membrane. Gene Ontology annotation, biological process: phosphate ion transmembrane transport. NCBI's taxonomy places the organism in Eukaryota, Metazoa, Chordata, Actinopteri, Perciformes, Serranidae. Gene Ontology annotation, molecular function: phosphate transmembrane transporter activity.